AGUGAGGUAGGGUGAAGGGAAGCGUUUGGAAGGAGGGAGAAUGAAAUGAGGGAUGUAGGAUUUAAUAGGGUAGAGAGGAAAGAGGAGUGGUCAGGCCACACUUGGAGGUUUGUGAGCAAUUUUAGCCCUCUUACAUGAAAGGGAUCUGCUAGCAUUGGAGAGUCUAAGGAGGUUAACGAGAAUGAUACUGUAAUGAAACAGUUAAUUACGGAACGUUUGAUGCUCUGGGCCUGUACCUUCUGCAGUUUCAAAAAAUGAGGGGUGUUCUCAUUGAAACAUGUUGCUUACUGAGAGGCUAAGAGUGUGUGGGCAAGGAGAGGAUGUUUCCUUUUGUGGAGACAACUAGAAAGACCUCUCAUUCGAAUAGAGAUGAAGGGGAAUUUCUUUCGCCAGGUGUGUGGUGAUUCUGUGGAAUUCAUUGUCACAGACUGUGGAUGCCAUGUCAUUAGUAUAUUUAAAGCUGAGGUUAAUGGCUUAUUGUUUAGACAUAAUACAUAGGAGCAGAAUUAGGCCAUUCAGCCAAUCGAGUCUGCUCCACCAUUCCAUCAUGUGUCUCAAUCCCAUUCUCCUGCCUUCACCCUGUAACCUUUGACACCCUGACUAAUCAAGAACUACAGGUAUCAACCUUUGCUUUAACGUAUGCAGUGACUUGGCCUUCAUAGUCAUCUGUGGCAAUGAAUUCCACAAAUUCACUACCCUCUGGUUAAAGAAAUGCCUCCCCUCUCUGUUCUAAAUGGACAUCCCUCUAUUCUGUGACUGUGCACUCUGGUCCUAGACUUGCCCACUAUCAAUAGACAAUAGGUGCAGGAGUAGGCCAUUCGGCCCUUCGAGCCAGCACUGCCAUUCACUGUGAUCAUGGCUGAUCAUCCAUUAUCAGUAUCCAGUUCCUGCCUUAUCCCCAUAACCUUUGAUUCCACUAUCUUUAAGAGUUCUAUCCAUCUCUUUUUUGAAAGCAUCCAGAGACUUAGCCUCCACAGCCUUCUGGGGCAGAGCAUUCCAUAUAUCCACCACUCUCUGGGUGAAAAAAUUUUUCCUCAACUCCGUUCUAAAUGGCCUACCCCUAAUUCUUAAACUCUGGCCUCUGGUUCUGGACUCACCCAUCAGUGGGAACAUGCUUCCUGCCUGCAGCAUGUCCAAUCCCUUAAUAAUCUUAUAUGUUUCAAUAAGAUCCUCUCUCAGCCUUCUAAAUUCCAGAGUAUACAAGCCCAGUCACUCCAAUCUUUUGACAGAUGAUAGUCCCGCCAUCCCCGGAAUUAACCUUGUGAACCUACGCUGCACUCCUUCAAUAGCAAGAAUGUCCUUCCUCAAAUUUGGAGACCAAAACUGCACACAAUACUCCAGGUGUGGUCUCACCAGGGCCCUGUACAGCUGCAAAAGGACCUCUUUGCUCUUGUACUCAAUUCCCCUUGUUAUGAAGGCCAGCAUGCCAUUAGCUUUUUUUCACUGCCUGCUGUACUUGCAUGCUUGCUUUCAGUGACUGAUGUACAUGAACACCUAGAUCUCGUUGUGCUUCCCCUUUUCCUAACUUGACUCCAUUUAGAUAAUAAUCUGCCUUCCCAUUCUUACCACCACAGCGGAUAACCUCGCAUUUAUCCACAUUAAACUGCAUCUGCCCACUCACCCAGCCUGUCCAAGUCACCCUGCAUUCUCAUAACAUCCUCCUCACAUUUCACACUGCCUCCCAGCUUUGUGUCAUCGGCAAAUUUGCUAAUGUUACUUUUAAUUCCCUCAACUAAAUCAUUAAUAUAUAUUGUAAGUAGCUGCGGUCCCAGCACUGAACCCUGUGGUACCCCACUGGUCACCGCCUGCCAUUCCGAAAGGGACCUGUUAAUCGCUGCUAUUUGUUUCCUGUCAGCCAGCCAAUUUUCAAUCCAUGUCAGUACUCUGUCCCCAAUACCAUGUGCCCUAAUUUUGCCCACUAAUCUCCUAUGUGGAAUUUUAUCAAAGGCUUUCUGAAAAUCCAGGUACACUACAUCCACUGGCUCUCCCUUGUCCAUUUUCAUAGUUACAUACUCAAAAAAUUCCAGAAGAUUAGUCGAGCACGAUUUCCCCUUCAUAAAUCCAUGCUGACUCGGACUAAUCCUGUUACUACUAUCCAGAUGUGUCGUAAUUUAAUCUUUUAUAAUUGACUCCAGCAUCUUUCCCACCACCGACGUCAGGCUAACCGGUCUAUAAUUCCCUAUUUUCUCUCUUCCUCCCUUCUUGAAGAGAGGGACAACAUUAGCCACCCUCUAAUCCACAGGAACUGAUCCUGAAUCUAUAGAACAUUGGAAAAUGAUUACCAAUGCGUCCACGAUUUCUAAAGCCACCUCCUUAAGUACCCUGUGAUGCAGACCAUCAGGUCCCGGGGACUUAUCAGCCUUCAGACCCAGCAGACUAUCCAACACCAACUAUUACUUCUGGGAGAUUGUUUGUGUCUUCCCUAGUGAAGACAGAUCCAAAGUACCUGUUCAUCUUGUCUGCCAUUUCCUUGUUCCCCAUAAUAAAUUCAUCCGCUUCUGUCUUCAAGGGCCCAAUUUUGGUCUUAACUAUUUUUUUCCUUUUCACAUGCCUAAAGAAGCUUUUACUAUCCUCCUUUAUAUUCUUGGCUAGUUUACCUUCGUACCUCAUUUUUUCUCCACGUAUUGCCUUUUUAGUUACCUUCUGUUGCUCUUUAAAAGUUUCCCAAUCCUCCGGCUUCCCACUCGUCUUUGCUAUGUUAUACUUCUUCCCUUUUAUUUUUAUACUGUCCAUUACUUCCCUUGUCAGCCACGGCCUCCCCUUACUCCCCUUAGGAUCUUUCUUCCUCUUUGGAACGAACUGAUCCUGCACCUUCCACAUUAUUCUCAGAAACACUUGCCAUUGCUUUUCCACUGUCAUCCCUGCUGGGGUAUUGUUCCAUUGAACUUUGGCCAGCUCAUCCCUCAUAGCACCAUAGUUCCCUUUGUUCGACUGUAAUACUGACACUUCCGAGUUUCCCUUCUCCCUCUCAAAUUGUAGAGUAAAACUUAUCAUAUUAUGGUCACUACCUCCUAAUGGCUCCUUUACCUCUAGGUCCCUGAUCAAAUCCGGUUCAUUGCACAACACUAAAUCUAGAAUUGCGUUCUCUCUGGUAGGCUCCAGUACAAGCUGUUCCAAGAAUCCAUCUUGGAGGGACUCAAUCUCGAAAACAUCCUCUCCAUUUCUACUAAAUCCAGGCCUUCCAAUAUGCAAUAGAUUCUUAUCAGAUUCCCCCUUACACACAGCAUCAGAAUAGAGGGGUGUCCAUUUAGAACGGAGAUGAGGAAUUUAUUUAGCCACAGAAUGGUGAAUCUGGAAUUCUUUGCCACAGGCAUCUGUGGGGGCCAAGUCUUUAUGUAUAUUUAAGGAACAUAGGUUGAUAGAUUCUUGAUUGGUCAGGACAUGAAGGGAUAUGGGGAGAAGGCAGGAGAUUGGGGUUGAAAUUGGAUCAGCCAUGAUGAAAUGGUGGAGCACACUCAAUGGGCCAAAUGGCCUAAUUCUGCUCCUAUGUUUCAUGAUCUUAUUCUUCUAAACUCCAGUGAGUACAGGCCCAGAGUUGUUAAAUGCUCGUCAUGCAUUAACCUUUUCAUCCCUGGAACCAAUAGCACAUAUUUUCUUAGAUGAAAGGCCUAAAACUCUUAAGUGCGGUCUAACCAAUGCCUUAUAAAGCCUCAGCAUCACAGCCUUGCUCUUCUAGUUCUCUUGAAAUGAAUUUGAAUUGACUUUAUUUCUUGCAUACAUGAGGAGUAAAAAAUUUUUACGUUACAUCUCCAUCUGAAUGUGCAAAUUGUAAUUUAUAAUAAAUAAUACGUACAUUAAGAUAAACAACAGAGCAGUCAAUAUAGCUUAGAAAUAUAAUUGUGUUAGUGGGAAUUAAUCAGUCUGAUGGUCUGGUGGAAGAAGCUGUUCCAGAACCUGUUGGUCCUAGCUUUAAUGCUGAGGUACUGUUUCCUGGAUGGUAGCAGCUGGAACAGUUUGUGGUUGGGGUGAUUUGAGUCCCCAUUGAUCCUUCGGGCUCUUUUUAUACACCUGUCACUGUAAAUGUCCUGAACAAUGGGAAGUUCACUUCCACAGAUGCGCUGGGCUGUCCGCACCACUCUCUGCGGAAUCCUGCGAUUGAGGGAAGUACAGUUCCCAUACCAGGCAGUGAUGCAGCCAGUCAGGGUGCUCUCAAUUGUGUCCCUGUAGAAAGGCCUUAGAAUUUGGGCAUUUGUUGCAAACUUCUUCAAUGUCUGAGGUGAAGGAGGCAUUGUUGUGCUUUUCUCACCACACAGCCAGUAUGUACAGACCACGUGAGAUCCUUGGUGAUGUGUAUACCAAGGAACUGAAUCUGUUCACCCUCUCAACCCCAGAUCCAUUGAUGUCAAUAGGGGUUAGCCUGUCUCUGUUCCUCCUGUAGUCCACAACCAACUCCUUUGUUUUUGUGACAUUGAGGAAGAGGUUGUUUUCUUGACACCACUGUGUCAGGGUGAUGACUUCUUCUCUGUAGGCUGCCUUGUUGUUAUUUGAGGAAAGACCAAUCAAUGUAAUAUCAUCUGCAAAUUUAAUUAGAUUGGAGCUCUGGGUGGUGACACAGUCAUGGAUGUACAGAGAGUAAAGGAAGGGGCUUAGGACACAGCACUGGAGGGCUCCUGUGUUGAGGGGCAGAGGUGAGGGAGCCCACUCUUACCAUCUGCAGGAAAUCUUACAGGAAGCCCAGGAUCCAGCUGCACAAGGCAGGGUGAAGGCUGAGGUCUCUGAGCUUCAUCAAGCCUGAAGGAAAUUAUGGUGUUGAAUGUUGAGCUGUAGUCCAAGAACUGCAUUCUCACAUAAACAUCCCUCCUCUCCAGGUGUGUAAGGAUGGUGUGUAGAGCAGUGGCUAUUGUGUCAUCUGUCAAUCGGUUGUGUCGGUAGGCAAAUUGUAGGGAGUCCAAUGUGGGUGGUAGCGUGCUGCAGAUGUAAUCCUUUACCAGCCUCUCAAAGCAUUUGCUUAUUGAGGUGAGUGCGACAGGACGCCAGUCCUUCAGACAUGUUACCUUGGUCUUUUCAGGUACAGGGACAAUGAUGGAUGCUUUGAAGGAGGAGAGCACUCUACACUGGGAGAGGGAGAGAUUAAACAUGUCUGCAAGCACACCAGCCAGUUGUGCCGCGCACUUUGAGUACCCACCCUGGGAUCCCGUCUGUCCGGUCCUGUUGGAAACACCUGCAUGCUUCAGCCUCAGUGAUGUCCAAGGUGCAGCUCUCCUCGGGGGCUCAGUGUUGUCGACAUCAAUCCAAUCAUAAAAAAGGUUUAGCUCAUCUGGGAGAGAGGCAGUGAUCUUGGCAGUACCACUGCGUUUAAGCUUUGAAGUCUGCAAUGAUGUGCAGACCUUGCCAUAAGCUGUGUGUGUUGUUGGUGGAGAGUUGUUUCUGGAUCUUGUCCCUGUAUUGUUUUGCUGCCUUGAUUACUUUGCAUAGAUUAUAGCUGCAUUUCUCAAGUUCCUGGUGGUUACUGGUGGCGAAAGCUCAGUCUCGUGUGGUGAGUGCAGCAUGCACGGAACUGUUGAUCCAGGAUUUCUGGUUUGGAUAGACCCUGACCGAUUUUUGGGGGACAACGUCCUUGGUGCACUUCUGGAUGAAGCUUGUGACCCCUUCUGUGAACUCGGAGAGAUCCUCAUCACCAAAGUCAUUCCAGUUGAUGUCAUCAAAGCAGCUCUGUAUCAUAGAGACUGAUUGGUCAGACCAACAGUGGACGGUUUUAACUAUGGCCGCCUUUUGUUUCAGCUUCUGCCUGUACCUGGGUAGAAGCAGGAUGGAGGAAUGAUCAGAUUUUCCAAGUGGUAGACAGAGGAAUGCUUUGUAAGCAUUGGGGAAGGCAGAGUAGCAGUGGUCAUGUAUGUUAUCUCCCUAUGUGCUCACCUGGAUGUGUUGACAAAACUUCCGAGAGACUUUUGUCAGCGAUGCUCAAAUAAAUUCUGCAGUGGCGAAGAAAGCACCCUGCGAGUGUACUUCUUUAGGGUGCUGAUGGUCUGGUACACUGGGAAGAGGCGUGACCUGGGUCGUGCGGGCCCUUGAUAACAGACACCACCUAUCUGAGGCACUGCUUCUUGAAGGUGUGAGUUAUCUACACAGGGUGACACCAUGAACACAAGUCCAGGCACUGUGGGCAGCGACCCUGUCAUCUUGGCCACUGCUGGUUACGAUCAUACCGUUCGCUUCUGGCAGGCACACAGUGGGAUCUGCACCCGCACCGUACAGCAUCAGGACUCCCAGGUGAAUGCUUUGGAAAUCACUCCGGACCGCAGUAUGAUUGCAGCGGCAGGAUACCAGCACAUCCGAAUGUAUGACUUGAAUUCCAACAACCCAAACCCAGUUGUCAGCUAUGAUGGAGUCAGCAAAAACAUCACCUCAGUUGGGUUCCACGAGGAUGGACGUUGGAUGUAUACUGGUGGUGAGGACUGCAUGGCUCGAAUCUGGGACCUCAGAUCACGCAGCCUGCAGUGCCAGAGAAUCUUCCAGGUCAACGCUCCAAUAAACUGUGUCUGCUUGCAUCCCAAUCAGGCAGAGCUAAUUGUUGGUGAUCAGAGUGGAGCCAUUCACAUCUGGGACCUGAAAACUGACCACAAUGAGCAGCUGAUCCCUGAGCCAGAUGUAUCAGUUAAUGCUGUUCACAUUGAUCCGGAUGCAAGCUACAUGGCAGCAGUAAACAGUUCGGGUAAUUGCUACGUGUGGAACCUGACAGGGGGCAUUGGUGAUGAUGUUACUCAACUCAUUCCUAAGACCAAAAUUCCAGCUCACAAGCGCUAUGCUCUUCGCUGUAAGUUCAGCCCCGAUUCCACACUUCUUGCCACGUGCUCAGCUGACCAGACCUGCAAAAUAUGGAGGACCUCCAACUUCUCCCUAAUGACUGAGCUCAGCAUCAAGAGCAAUAACCCUGGAGAGACGUCACGUGGCUGGAUGUGGGACUGUGCAUUUUCAGGGGACUCACAAUAUAUUGUCACAGCUUCUUCAGAUAACCUUGCCCGGUUGUGGUGUGUGGAGACUGGUGAAAUUAAACGGGAGUACAGUGGGCAUCAGAAAGCAGUUGUUUGCUUGGCCUUCAAUGACAGUGUCCUGGGAUGAAUAUCUCCAAAGGAUGCAUGCGCAUCUUUCCUUCUCCGUGUCCUUUUCCAUUCCAAGCACAUUAAAAUGGAUUCCUGUCCAUUUGCUGUAAUGAGUCACUAUGAUCCGAGUUGCUGUGGGCUGGAGCCUUUCUGCAUAUUCUAAUACCAGACUUGAUUUUGUCACUUGAGCUGCAAGACGGUAACUUACACAACAGUUAGUAAGCCUCAGCUCUGACACCAGGAUUUCAGAGUUGCAGAAUGUUGGUGAGUGAAAGGUUUGUGCUGUGCAUUUGAACUAUGUUAAAGUAACCAGCAGCUCUCCCAAACCGGGACAUUCUGACGAGGACUGUAAGCUUUGUAGCAUUUAAGGGGAUAUUAGUCUGAAAAGGUCCAUUACGGUUAGUGAAGAUGGUAGUUUUGAAGAAUGAGUUCUGGAUACCUCAUGCAAUAUAAUUAACACAUAGUAAUAUUGCAUCAGAUAUCCUGAAUUUGUGCACCAGUAUAAUAAACUAAGGAUAUUUUGUGCAGCAUGAAGACAUGUAAAACUGUUAUGCAACAUUCAUACAAGUUAAGAAUAUUGUUAAAGUUAUUCUGUCCAGUAUCAUCAUAUGCUGCUUGUUCCCUUGGUAAUUCAGUCGAAGCGAAUGGCAAUAGCAAUAGGUCUCCUACGUAAACAAGAGAAAACCUGCAGAUGCUGGAAAUCCAAGCAACACACACAAAACAUGCUGGAGGAACUCAGCAGGCCAGGCAGCAUCCAUUUAAAUAUUCAAGCCAAAGAAGUCUAGGCAUUUUUGCUGCCUGGCCUGCUGAGUUCCUCCAGCAUGUUUUGUUGCUUGGGUCUCCUACAUAAGCUGUUCAUUCAAGGAAAUAUGAUGAAAAUAGUUUUUCCUCUAUGGGCAUCUGGAGGCAAAUGCUUAACACCUAGUGCUAUAAAACAGUGCAGUUGGUGGAUGUUGAAUAAUUAAUCUGAUGCUGUGUGUAAUCAUUAAAACUU
Messenger RNA from Mobula hypostoma (lesser devil ray), 8034 nucleotides. It is a transcript of the gene mlst8, whose product is annotated as MTOR associated protein, LST8 homolog (S. cerevisiae). The transcript has 9 exons. Bases 6079 to 7059 code for a protein of 326 amino acids. Gene Ontology annotation, biological process: regulation of actin cytoskeleton organization; TOR signaling. Gene Ontology annotation, cellular component: TORC2 complex; TORC1 complex. The record is from RefSeq and is a predicted model, not a curated record. Gene Ontology annotation, molecular function: protein binding. NCBI's taxonomy places the organism in Eukaryota, Metazoa, Chordata, Chondrichthyes, Myliobatiformes, Myliobatidae.